Molecule: messenger RNA, 461 nt
Organism: Soboliphyme baturini
Lineage: Eukaryota; Metazoa; Nematoda; Enoplea; Dioctophymatida; Soboliphymatidae
Source: the annotation of a GenBank genome assembly
AUGAUGCCCAGUCAAUCGGGACAGCAAGGACCAAAUGUGAUGGUACUUCAGCAGCAGCAGCAACAACAGCCGGUCAGUGGUCCUCGUCCAUCGGUGCCCAAUCUUCGCACUCCGGCCGAAGUGCAGCAGUUCCUCCAACAUCUCCCGCAAAAUAUCCGCCAACAGUUGAUGCAGAUGAGACCAGAAGAGCAGUCAGAAAUGCUACGCAAACUGUUCCGGCAACAGCAUCUUCACAUGCAACAGCAGCAACAGCAACAGUUACAACAGCAGCAGUUGCAACAGCAACAACAACUACAGCAGCAGCAGUUGCAGAAACAGCAACUGCAGCAACAACAACAGCUACAGCAGCAGCAACAACAACAGAUGCAACAACAAAAUGAAUCGAACUUGCAGGUAAAAAUAAACUGUAACAAUAGGGCUUUGAAAAUCUCUUCCCUUCUUGGUAACCCGUUCAAGUAAAA